AUGAAUGCGUUCAAUACUUCACAUCUCAGUCGGAAUUUUGAGGCACAAUUGCAGAGAGCGUGGACUGCAGAAGACUUGAUAGCACCCAAUUAUUUAGUGGCUAAACACGUGUCCACAACCACUGACUACGAGACCCAACAGUUGUUGGUUUGGCUCAUGAAGCGAUUCAAACCUAAAUGUAUGCUAGAGUUGGGCUCUUGGGUGGGAUUUAGCGCUCUUUUGAUGGCAAUCUCUGCCAAAACAUAUCAGUCCUCACAUUAUAAAUCCAAGAUUUAUGCGCGCGAUUCAUACGUGUGGCAAAAAUGGAUGUAUAAUUUUGUGAUCGCAAAGAAUGUGAUGGCAAACGGGUACUCAUUUUUACCCCGAUUUGAGUUUAAUGUGGAACCGCUGCGUGAAUUCAUCGAACCUGUGGAUUCAUUUGGUCCCAAAUCAAAUCCCUGGAAAGACUUUUGUCUUAGUCAAUGGAUUGGCCGUUACAUCGAUUACGUUCUUCAGUCGAUACAUCCCGACGUUUCCAUACAAGAACUUCUGACGAAUAUUCAAUUGAAACCAAAAUUCAAUUUCCAAACGCCUCCCGAUUGGGGCCAUCACUACAAGAAUGCUUUCAACGCUUCCAUCGAUUUAUUGCGACAAGAAUUUCAUGACAAGAACUUAAGCAUUCGGUUCAUACCAGCAGUUGAAGAGACUCUUUGCGAUAAUCCGGAAGUAUUGAGAAAUAAUGAAUUGAUUGGUGUAAUACAUAUGACACAAGAAUAUCCACAACUGUUUUACACACUAGACCUGAAACGGUUGUGCAAUCAUAACCUGAAACUUGAUUACAAAAUACCGAUUCAAACAUUGAUCUAUCCCUUUGUUGAGCCACAAGUGAUGAAAGACUCAAUUGUUUUGGAUUUAUUGCGGGACAAGAAGUCAGUGGAUCUGAUUCUGAUCGGAGUCAACGAUUUGUCGACAGAAGAUCAGUUGAGUUGCGAUUAUCCGAAAGACAUUGAAGUGAAGACACGAUUGUCUGACGAGAAAUACGAGCACCAGUUGUACCGUUCGGUGCCAUUCCUGACCCUCCUAUACAACGGCGCCGCAAAUACACUGAUCCUCUACUCUUGUACUGAAUAUAUCGACUAUCCUCUUCUCUAUUCCGCAGACGAAAAUGAUUUCACUAAACUUUUGACUGAAGAUUGCAUUCAAUCGGCGAUUAAUUAUCUGAAAAAUACGAAUAAAUAUUGCUUUAGAAGCGAUUACUUCUUGGAAUCGGUAAAGAAUGAUCCGAUUGAGUUGAUCCACUCGUUGGCUAUUUUGGAGUCUAUAGUGAUAUCGACCGCUAAGUUCAACGUCUUGGUGGAGGCGGAGGUGACGCUACCGAACCUGAUAUAUCUGGUGUCACAGAAUCAACACAAUCAGGAGAUUCAACAGACCUCCAUAGCACUGAUCAACGCCUUGUUCUCGAAGUCGGAUCUAUCGAAACGUAAAGCAAUGGCCGCCACUCUGUCCGGCAAACACAUCCGUAACGUCAUUCUGACCACUGUAUUGAACCCGAGGGUCGCUGUGGGCAACGACUCCAGCGGUCAGACCUAUAAUGUAGGGUCAGAGAUGGCCCACCAGUUGUAUGUAUUGCAGACAUUGCUCUUCAAUCUACACGAAGAGCGCAUGAAUUUAGUGGUCAACUCAGGCAACGAACAGGACGUGAAAGAGCGCGUACAGGAGCUCCGGAAGAUUGCCUUCGACUCAGACAUCGGCGUCGAACGGAACCAGUCGUCCAAAUCUUUGGUCUCGUCGUCACUGAUCUCGUCGACCAAAGGCGACGCCUUUCAGGACGACUACAAGAGGCUCGGCUUCACGAACGGCAAAGACCCGGUCCAAGACUUUACCGAAUCGCCCGGUGUUCUGGCUCUGGAUCUACUCGUGUAUUUGGCCCGCAAUCACACAGACACUUAUGUGAAGUUUGUUCUGGAGAACUGUUCCCGCAGUGAUCGCGAACACGAGUGUCCACUCGUCAAGUCUACCGUACAUUUGGGCCGAUUGUUGUGCGAAAUACUGAAGGUAUCGGAAGCGCCGAGUGAUGAGGGAAAGACAUUUUACCCGAUGUUCUUCACACACGACCACCCGUUGGAAGAGUUCUAUUGCACUGCGGUAUCGCUGCUGAACAAGACCUGGAAGGAGAUGAGGGCCACAGUCGAGGACAUUGUCAAAGUGUUUAGUGUUUUGCGCCAACAGUUGAUCCGAGCGAUGGCCGACUCCGAGGCGACCGUCAGUUUCGACAAAUUGCGGCUCAAAUUGGCGUCAUUUUCGUAUUCAGUGAUCACUAAGUGGCUUCCGACCCGUUUUGACAAGUAUUCCAAUAAAGUUUCUGUUCAAGACCAUGACGGCCGACAGUUGGUUAGUCUUCAAGAACACAAUGCCGCUAACGCUGCUCUUAGCCCACGAAAGCCACCUGCUCAACUGGGUGUUCAAACGACACUAACUGUACCGUUUCUGACAGGCGUGUACUUAGACAUGAAGACGUCGAAGAAGUCCACGUUUUCGUUGGCCUUUUCGCUGAUACCCGACGCCGAAGAGGAGUCGCCCUUGAAUUUUGUGGCCAAAAACGAGAAGGUCUUUGACUAUUGGAUUGACGCCAUUAACGGACUGUUGGGUCAGGAGAUGACCAGCAAAGAGACCAACAAUGACUUGGAAACACUCCUAUCGAUGGACAUUAAGAUACGAUUACUCGACACCGAAGGCGUAACGAUUCCCGAACGCCCCCCAGAGAUACCCCCUUCGCCUCCCAAUUAUGACUUCAAUGCAAACGAGAAUCUGAUCCACGCGUUGAUCCGAAAAGCGGUCCAAAACCGUUACAUUCAUUACACGUAUCGUACGAUUGGUGUGAAUAUUGAUGUGAAACAGAUUGUGAUGGACUCCACACAAGACUUGACAAACAUUCAUGUUAUUCUCAGAGAGUGUGGAAAGCAUUCCUCCAUUUAA
This is a messenger RNA of Medioppia subpectinata, 2955 nucleotides long. The record is from the annotation of a GenBank genome assembly. Lineage: Eukaryota; Metazoa; Arthropoda; Arachnida; Sarcoptiformes; Oppiidae.